AGUUCUUGAAAGUCGUUGUUGGUAAGGCUCUCACCAGGAAACCUACAAUAAAUCCUCAAUAUCCUGCUCGUUUACAUCUCCUAGUCUUUCUGUAUGGAUGGAUACAGAGACAGAAAAAUAUUCCAAUAUGAUAACGGCAACGGACGUUUUUGCAUACGAGAUCUUUCUUCAAAGCUUCACGAUGAUUGAGUCGUUUUUCUUCUACAGUGGUUUUAUGGUAAUGUAUUUGAGACAAAAACGUGGAAAAAUCUCUGCGAAGCACUAUAUCAUACCUUUAGUCAAGAAAGUUUUGAGUUUCAGUCUUCCGGUAUUCUUUGUUUUGGGCUUUGCAAUUCUUCUACCUCUACUCGGAGAUGGUCCUCAUUGGCAUGUAGUUGUUCAUCAAGCGGAAUACUUAGAAAACAAUUGGUGGAAGUAUAUCACUCAUGUUCAUAUUUAUACAGAAUUCGAACAGCAGAAAUUUUUAAACGUUACGUGGUUUAUGAGUGUGUUAUUGCAAUUGUCUAUCAUAACAUCAUUGCUAAUGUAUAUUAAAGACAGAUGGCCCCGAAGUGGAAAUCUGGUUAUAGUGUUAUUGAUGCUGACAGGAAUUAUCACACAUGCCGUUGAUGUGCUUUCAAACAGAUAUUAUGCAAUGUUUGGAGUACCCGCCGUUUCCGAAAAAACAUUCAAAUACAUCCGGCAUCAUUACAAUAAACCAUAUUAUUCCCAUCUCAGUACUUUUUGUUUUGGUGCAUUAAUUGGAGAUAUAUUAAACAAGAAGAAAGAAAUCACAUUUGAAAAAGUAUACUAAUUUUAUUUAAGUAUUCUAUAUUAUUUAGUUAUUAUUGUUGUUUGUUUUAAUAUAAGAAUAUUAUUUAUUAAAUGCUAUCUGUUUG
Messenger RNA from Centruroides sculpturatus (bark scorpion), 878 nucleotides. RefSeq lists its product as uncharacterized. NCBI's taxonomy places the organism in Eukaryota, Metazoa, Arthropoda, Arachnida, Scorpiones, Buthidae. The transcript has 7 exons. Bases 98 to 793 code for a protein of 231 amino acids. The record is from RefSeq and is a predicted model, not a curated record. Gene Ontology annotation, molecular function: acyltransferase activity, transferring groups other than amino-acyl groups.